AUGCCUGCGCCGAAGCAAACGACCCACUCGCAGCUGUACGCUAGUGACUCGGAUAGCGAACUAUAUCGACAACAGUCCCACGCACGCCUACAGCGAAAGCCUCGUCAACGGAAGGGCCCCACAGCUCGCCGACGGUCUACCUCCAACGAUGACGGGGAUCUGAACGAAGAGGCAGAUGUCAGCCGACUCGAGUCGGACGUUGACGAAGAGACGAGCGGGGAUGAAUUGGAUGUCUUGGAUCAGACCUCUCACUCGUCGGUCUCCAUCGCUCCUGUGAUGGCCUCCGAGACUUCAGUCGCCGCUCGCAAUAUCGCACCCUCGCGGGCCAAGGCAACGCGACCACCCUCUCCUCCGGCAUCUCACUCUGAAGAAGAGUCUCCCAGUGGCUCAGACGAAGACUCGGAGAUCUUUCACGACCUGUCUACAUCUUCCCAGGAAGAAGAUGAGCUAGCUGAAGGAGACUCCAUCCUUGACGACGACGACAGCCGAGAAUUCUCUGGAGACAUGUACUCAGACGUCGACUCGGACUCUGCCUCUAACCCUGGCGAUUCCAGCUUCCAACCUGAAUCCAGCGACUCCGAGUCGGAGGAAUCGGUGAAGAAGGGUCAUUUGACCCUGGACAGCGACUCGGCUAGGGAAAGCGACGGCGAUGAUGUGGAAGCGCAGAGGGAGGAAGCUGAGGAACUAGCCCGAGCUGCGAUCAUUUCCCGCAAGGAGGCCCUCGCCAUAGCAUUCGGUGAAGAUCGAUGGACCUGUCACGACGUGAAGACAGUCAUUGCCGUCGUUGAGGUCUUCCGCGCGAUUCUCAACACAGCUGGGAAAGUGCAGGAGCGUCGGAUACGCAAGACGGAUCUCAUAAUGGAACAGUUGAGCGACAACAGGACUGCAUUUCUGAAGCCCGAUCGGCGGCAUAUCCUUGAGGAUAACGAUGUUCGGGACGCUGUCAAACUAUACGUUGCUCUUAGCAAGCAUGCUGAUGCACAGAUUCGAAAGAAAGCGGGUACUCUCGAGGGUACCGCUGGCUUUGUCUCCUUGAAGGACCUUCUCCAAGAGCUUGACAAAUGA
This is a messenger RNA of Punctularia strigosozonata HHB-11173 SS5, 1065 nucleotides long. RefSeq lists its product as uncharacterized. NCBI's taxonomy places the organism in Eukaryota, Fungi, Basidiomycota, Agaricomycetes, Corticiales, Punctulariaceae. The record is from RefSeq and is a predicted model, not a curated record. The coding region runs from base 1 to 1065 and encodes 354 amino acids. The transcript has 3 exons.